AUGACACAGGCAGCCCAGUUCAAGUUCUCCACCGUGCCAGGAUUCUUCCUACAGGAUGAACCGGGCACCGAUCCAGCCACCUUCGACUAUGUCGAGUCCAACUUUGGCCUCAUUCUCCAUGGAGAGGCCCCACUACACACCCAGUGGCAGAAGUUCAUCCAAAGCAUCAAUGAGCUAAAUAACCUGGGCGGGGAAUCAGUACAAUACAAGGUACUUUUCCUGGGCCGACACGGUGAAGGUGUUCAUAAUGUCGCCGAGAGACGCUAUGGAACCGCAGCAUGGGAUGCAUAUUGGUCUCUACUGGACGGAGACGAGUACGGCAGCUGGGUCGAUGCCCGACUCACAGAUAUAGGAAGAUCCCAAGCCAGAACGGCAUUCGGAGCUUGGAAGAAACAGUUCCACGAAGGUAUUCCGGCGCCGCAGUCAUACUAUGUUAGUCCAUUGCACCGGACCUGCGAAACCGCCCAAAUCACCUUCAAGGGACUAGACAUGCCACACACAGACCCAUUCCGACCCGUGAUUAAAGAGCUCCUCCGUGAAACGAUAGGCGAGCAUACUUGUGACCUUCGAUCUAAGGCAUCUGAAAUCAGAGCCGAGUUCCCAGAGUAUCAGUUCGAGCUUGGGUUUUCCGAAGACGAUCCGCUCUGGGACGCCCAUAGACGGGAGACCAAUGAGGAGCGUAAUGAGCGGCUCGCCAAGUUGCUGGAUAAUAUCUUUGCGACGGAUGAGAAUGACAUUCUCUCUCUCACGGCGCACUCGGGUGCUAUUACUAGUAUCCUCGAGGUUAUUGGUCACCGUGCCUUUCCUUUGCAGACGGGGGCGGUGAUUCCUGUUGUUGUUCAAGCAGAGCGACGAUGA
Penicillium pulvis is the source of this 858-nucleotide messenger RNA. RefSeq lists its product as uncharacterized. Lineage: Eukaryota; Fungi; Ascomycota; Eurotiomycetes; Eurotiales; Aspergillaceae. Gene Ontology annotation, molecular function: phosphatase activity. The transcript has 4 exons. Gene Ontology annotation, cellular component: cytoplasm. The coding region runs from base 1 to 858 and encodes 285 amino acids. The record is from RefSeq and is a predicted model, not a curated record.